Messenger RNA from Chanos chanos (milkfish), 1032 nucleotides. It is a transcript of the gene gnb3b, whose product is annotated as guanine nucleotide binding protein (G protein), beta polypeptide 3b. Bases 1 to 1032 code for a protein of 343 amino acids. Lineage: Eukaryota; Metazoa; Chordata; Actinopteri; Gonorynchiformes; Chanidae. Gene Ontology annotation, molecular function: protein binding. Gene Ontology annotation, biological process: signal transduction. The transcript is spliced from 8 exons. The record is from RefSeq and is a predicted model, not a curated record.
AUGGGUGAGAUGGAUCAGAUGAAAAAGGAGGCUGAAGGUCUGAAGUCACAGAUUGAGGCGGCCCGUAAAGCAGCAGCCGACACAACCUUGGCUGAUGCAGCCUCAGGAGUGGCUCCUGCUCCACGUGUCCAACUGAAGACCAGGAAGACACUGAAAGGCCACUUGGCCAAGAUCUAUGCCAUGCACUGGGCCACAGACUGCAGGUUAGACCAUGCCAUGCUCAUGGUCAGUGCCUCUCAGGAUGGCAAACUCAUCAUAUGGGAUGCUUUCUCUGGUAACAAGAUCAAUGCUGUGCCCCUCAAGUCCUCGUGGGUCAUGACCUGUGCAUACGCCCCUUCAGGAAACCUGGUGGCCAGUGGUGGCCUGGACAACAUGUGUACAGUCUACAACCUGAAAACUCCUGUUGUCAAGACUGUGAAGGAGUUGGAUGCCCACACAGGGUACCUUUCUUGUGCCCGUUUCCUGAGUGACACUGAGAUUCUCACUGCUUCUGGUGACACCACCUGUGCAUUGUGGGAUAUUGAGACUGGCAAGCAGAAGACAGUCUUUCUGAACCAUGUGGGAGACUGCAUGUGUCUGGCUCUGUCCCCAGACAUGAACAUGUUUAUCUCAGGAGCCUGUGACUCGCUGGCCAAACUGUGGGACAUCAGAGAUGGAACCUGCAAGCAGACCUUCCAGGGCCACACCAGUGACAUCAAUGCUAUUUCAUUCUUCCCCAGCGGGAACGCCGUGGUGACCGGCUCAGACGACUGCACCUGUAAAAUGUACGACCUUCGCUCUGACCAGGAGGUAAUCAGUUACCAAGAUGCACAGCUGAACAGCGGCGUGACAUCACUGGCCCUGUCCGUGUCUGGCCGACUCAUCUUCGCCGGCUACGACGACUUCAAUUGCAACAUCUGGGAUUCGUUGAAGGGAGAGAAAGUCGGAGUGUUGUCUGGCCAUGACAACAGGGUGAGCUGCACUGGAGUACCACAGGAUGGCAUGUGUGUGUGCACUGGAUCCUGGGAUAGCUUCCUGAAGAUCUGGAACUGA